UUGAAUUCCCACUUUUUUCUUCACUUGAUUCGGAUAUAUAUAUAUAUAUAUAUAUAUUCCUGUGGUUUACAUAAUUUAUUUUUUUCCCCUGACAAUGAUGACAUGGACCACAUGACCAAUACAUGUAAAAUGGGUAAUUUGGGUAUAUAUGGCUAUAUGCAUGCACAUUAGCAUAUAAACAUGUAAUGAUGUAAAUUCGAUGAUUUGGGUAUAUAGUAAUCUGGAUUAGCACACAAACAUGAAACUGGAUAAUUGGGUAAAUGGUAAUUUGGAACAAAUUAGCACAUAAACAUAUAAUGAGCUAUUGAGAUUCAAAUGCAUUGAUAAGCAAUAUUUGAGCUAGCCGAAUAGAAAUUUUUAGCUGUUUGAUGAUUUGUGAACUUAACUCAAUUAUCUUUCCAUGUAUACUUUUAAAUUUUUUUUGCAUGCUGGAGAGGAGGUACUCCGUUGAAAUUGGCCAGACCAAACAUGCAUUUCACAGAAUCAGUGAGGACAAAUGGCGGAACAUGUUUGGUAAUUAUGCACAAGACUCUAAAGAAAAACUUAGGAUUCCUAGAAUAAAAGCUAUUGCAGCUAGUCCACCUUCCAAUUCUCAAAAUCAUGCUUCUACUGCUUCACUUGCUAAGAAUGAUGUCACUGGAGAUCCUUCGAGAAGCCUGCAGAAUGGCAAAGCUGCUUCACGGUACUAUGCAAUGAUUUUUGAAGCACUUUCCACCAUAAAUGAUCCAAGUAGAUCGGAUCUUAGUGCCAUUGAUAGCUGUAUUCAGCGAAGGCAUCCCCAUGAGGUGCCACUAAAUUUCAGAAGGUUAUUAUGCUCAAAGCUGAGAAGACUUGUUUUGCAAGGGAAACUUGAAAAGGUCCGGAACUGCUACAAGAUUAAGAAAGAUGCAGCAUUGGGUGCAAAGACACCUAUCCCAAAACAAAAAGAUAUCAGGCCAAAACUGUCACAUAUUUCUGGGGUAAUCAUCUGCAGUGAGACAGUACAAGAAGCCGCGACAACUGCUGCCUACAAGAUUGCAGAUGCAGAAAACAAGUCAUUUGUUGCAGCUGAAGCAGUUAAAGAGGCAGAAAGAGUCUCAAGGAUGGCAGAAGAUACCGAGUCAUUGCUACAACUAGUGAAAGAGAUUUAUGGACAAUGUUCGCAAGGUGAUGUGCUUCUCUGUGCUCAAGUGACAGCCGUGUAAAUGUGAUGAGAGUCUCCGUGUUGAAAUUUAUGAUCCCGUGUAUAAAUUUAACAGAAUUUAGGUGGCAGUCAUCAGCUCUCUUUUAUCAAAUAGGGGUAGUUUUUAUUGCCCUGACAGGAAUGCACUCUGAACUUUGUAUUUAUUGAAGCAAAAACAUUUUCAUUCCUCAAAAAUUUAGGAGUAAGUACUCGGUCAAUGAUUAAAAUGUGAUUUUGUCAUUUGUCCA
Cornus florida is the source of this 1410-nucleotide messenger RNA. Its product is annotated as single myb histone 4-like. Lineage: Eukaryota; Viridiplantae; Streptophyta; Magnoliopsida; Cornales; Cornaceae. Gene Ontology annotation, cellular component: nucleosome. The transcript is spliced from 6 exons. Gene Ontology annotation, molecular function: double-stranded telomeric DNA binding. Gene Ontology annotation, biological process: nucleosome assembly. Bases 369 to 1184 code for a protein of 271 amino acids. The record is from RefSeq and is a predicted model, not a curated record.